Drosophila subpulchrella is the source of this 1822-nucleotide messenger RNA. RefSeq names its product pre-mRNA-splicing factor CWC25 homolog (gene Cwc25). The record is from RefSeq and is a predicted model, not a curated record. NCBI's taxonomy places the organism in Eukaryota, Metazoa, Arthropoda, Insecta, Diptera, Drosophilidae. Bases 104 to 1759 code for a protein of 551 amino acids. Gene Ontology annotation, biological process: mRNA splicing, via spliceosome. The transcript has 3 exons. Gene Ontology annotation, cellular component: U2-type spliceosomal complex.
GCAAUGAACAUAUGUUUUUGAUGAAAACACAAGAAAAGGAGGGAAAAACUGGAAUUGUUUGUAAUUUGUUUGUUUUGCUGUUAAAACCCAAACAAAACCCAAGAUGGGUGGUGGAGAUCUAAACCUAAAGAAAUCAUGGCAUCCGCACACGAUGAAAAAUCAGGAGCGCGUUUGGAAGGCGGAGGAGCAGGCAAAGAUGGAGGAGCGCAAACUGGAGGAUCUUCGCAAGGAGAUCAACGAGGAGAGGGACAGGGAGGAGCUGAGGCGACUGGGCGAAAGAUCCGGCGUGCUGGGCAAUAGUGGUGGAGCAGCCGGCGAAGCCAAGCUGGAAUGGAUGUACAAAAACAGCACGGAGUUGAUCAAUCGCGAGGAGUACCUCCUGGGUCGCAAAAUCGACAAGUCCUUUGAGACCCUGCAGGCCGAGGAGCACCGCCAGGAACAGAACACAGUCGGCCUCAAGCAGUCCAUCAAUCAUGUGGAGCACGACUGCGUGCCCUUCUCCAUCCGGACAUACCGCAACCUGCAGUCUACCGAACAGGUGGACAUGCAGCGCAAGACCCUCGAGGAUCCUCUCAUGCUCAUCAAGCAGCGCGAAAUGGAAUCCCGCCGAAAACUUCUCGAGAACCCUGUCAAACUCAAGGAAAUCCACCGCAUCCUUAAGACCGAACAGGAUCUUAAGGCCUCCAAAGAGAAGAAGGCCAAGAAGAGCAAAAAGUCCAAGAAGUCCAAAAAGAAGAAAAACAAAAAGCGAUCCAGUGAUGAGGAUGACAGUGAGAGCAGCGAUAGCGACGAUGACUUGGACAGAAAACUGGCCCGCCAGGUCAGCAAACUCAAGGGGGACCACAGCAAUGGUGAACUCAAGUUGGACAAACUGCUGGACGCCAAAUAUCGCACUAUAUCCAAGCAACUAGAUUUGGCCACCAAGAAAAAGAGCAAGAAAUCUAAGAGGAAAAGCAGCGACAGCAGUGACGAAAGUAGUGACGACGAUCAAAAGCCUAGGCGACAAAGAUCUAGGGAACCUGAGUCCAGGAGAAGGGACAAGAGGAGUCCAGAAGAGUCUAAGCAGCGGGAGAGGCGCAGGAGCAGAAGCCCUCGAGAUAGAACAAAGCGACAGAGCAGAAGUCCAGAGCAAAGGCAAAGGCGCAGGAGUCCAGACGUGAGAAAGGAAAGGCGGAGGAGCAGGAGUCCCCAGGAGAGAAAAGAAAGGCGGAGGAGCAGAAGUCCCCAAGAGAGAAAGCAGAGACAGAGGACCAAAAGCCCAGAGGACAGAAAAGACAGACGCCGACGCCCAGAAGAAAGCAAGGAAACCUCUAAGCUGAAAGACAAACGUAGAAGUAGAAGCCCAGAGGAGCGUUCUAGAUCCAAGCGCAGCCGGAGCAGAAGUUCCAAAAGAGAAGAAAGACGAAGGAGUCCUGAGAGACCACCUCAACGAAGGGAAAGGGAGCGCAGUCCAGCACCCAAUCGACCCGCCGGCAAGCCGAAGCUUAGCGAAUCCGAUCGAGAAGCUCGUCUGCGCGAGAUGAUGGACAAUGCCACUUGGAGGGAAGCGGAUCGCACUCAGGUGGUACGCAAGCACCGAGAAGCCUAUGCCCGCGAAGAGGCCCAAAACCGUGAACGAGACUUCGACAAGGAGUUCAUCAACAAGGAGGUCAAGAAGGCCAUUGCCAACCACAACUCCAUAGGCGAUCGCAUCCGUGCCAAUCUUAACAAUAUCCAGCGCACCGCCUCCUCCAUGGACAGCAACUUUGCCCGCAAAUAAGCUAGGUUUCCUUUAUUUCAUAUGCAUUAUAUGGUUCCGCAACAAUUAGAUUCAACUUUUAAA